Messenger RNA from Paramuricea clavata, 17418 nucleotides. Lineage: Eukaryota; Metazoa; Cnidaria; Anthozoa; Malacalcyonacea; Plexauridae. The record is from the annotation of a GenBank genome assembly.
CCAAAACACCCGCUGCGCACAUACAUAAACAAAGUUACAAACGCGCGUUAAAUUUACAACAUUUACAAUCGAAAUCCCGAAGUGUGCGUUGUGAUGGCAUGAUGUGGCAUAGUAACUCAAACUAACGUGUUUGCAAAUCUAAGAAGUGGUAGAAGGCUGUGAUUUGUAACGUGGAUCGUGUAUGGCUUUGAAUAAGUUGCGUUUUAGUGCUUAUCUGUACGAAAAAGGCCUCAUCUAAGUCCUAGCAAAAGGAUGGGCUGUUGUAUCGGUCGCAAAGUGCUACCAAAUGCGACGAAUCGAAGCGUAUCUGCUAGCCGUAGAAUAAGACAUCAAGCAGCCAGUAACAGGACUAUAGAUUAUCGCCACGUUAAAGUGAGUAUGUUUCUGGAACAAAAAUACACACUUUUCACGUCCAUCGGCGAGGGAGAAUUUGGGCAAGUUGUACGAGCCGAACACAAACGCACCAAAAUCCCAUACGCAAUCAAAAUCAUCGAUUUAACGCAAGACAUUUUGGCAAGCUCUAAAUUGGAGUUAAAAAUUUUGGAAACAGUGAAACACAUACAUGUGAUUCGACUAUACGAGGUCUUACAGACCUCACGUCGUAUGUAUCUUGUUAUGGAUUUAGCGACAGGAGGACAACUAAUGGAUCGUAUAUGUGUAUUGGGCAAUUUUGACGAGUGUGAUGCGACAAAGGUGUUAUUUAUGAUCCUCGACGGGCUACGGUACCUUCACUCGCGUGGCAUCACCCAUCGGGAUUUGAAACCUGAAAAUGUCCUCUACUAUCAUCCAGGCGCUGAUUCGAAAAUCAUAAUCACAGAUUUCGGCUUGUCCGCAAUGCGCGACGAUCCGGACAGCACUGCGAAACAUUUGAUGAAAACGGACUGUGGAACAAUCGAAUAUAUGGCACCCGAAGUCAUUACUCGCGCGCCGUACACCAAUGCAGUUGAUUUGUGGUCCAUGGGUGUUAUUGCCUACAUUGUACUCAGUGGUCGGUUGCCGUUCCCGCUCAAUGGAAACGUGAUGUCCACUCUACGCGCGAUUUGUUUUUGCAAAUACAACUUUGAAGGAGAGGUGAGUUCAAAAAGCAUUUUAUUUUGUUUCGACUUUUGUUAACUCUGGCAGAUAUGGUUUUUUUUUCGCUAUACAACAAAUUAUAUUCAAACUACAGGUGCGACACUUAGUACUGGUGUCGUGCUAUAACCGUGGUGUGUUACAAGGUCAGGAAUAUCAGACGACGUGUUCCCCCCGCAACUCAGUCUCUGGUUUAAACGAAUUAAUGCAUUCCUCCGAACGAAUUACGUUCACCACUAAAUGUCUUGCCUCUCCAGCCACUAAUUACAACUCUGCGAACGAAUACAUAUUUGUUGUAUUGGAAUUCCGUUUUAAUGAUUGCGAAAAUGUUUGCCUACGACGUCAAACUUCUGUCGUACUGAAUGUAAUGUAGUGAGCGAUAUUUCGUAUACAUAACAAGGAGUUUUACUAGUAUAGGUAUAGUGUUUUUCCACACCGAAAAUGACUGAAAAACAAGGUUUGACUUUGAACUACUUUAAACUGUCUUAAAAUCAUUAUAAUAAACGACAAGUACAACAAAACAAAUGAACCGGAAUUUAAGGAAAAUUUCCAAGCAAAUGCCGAGUUAGUUUAUUGUUGUUUAAUACCGUGGUAUCAGGACAACAGUUUCUAUGUGUUUUGCUCAUCAAUUAUUUAUAAGUUUGAGAACUGUACUUGAAAAUCGUCUUUUGCAAUGAGGCAAUUUCCAGUUAUGCGUUUUCGCUACGGAACUGGAAAACUUUGAAUCAAUUUUAUAUUUGCAUGUAAUAAUUGCCUCUGUAUACUAUUUUAUAAACAGUACUAAAUGCUUUUCACUUAUUAUAAAUUGUGGUUGCUCAAUAAUUGCAACAUAAAUUGGAUUUAAACUUUUGCGUGUAGUGUCCAAUAAAAACACGCGACUUGUAUAGUACCUACUUUUUUUAAACCACUUAAUUCCUAGUUCCGGACAAGUGUUUGUGCGAUUUUAUAAAAGUUUAAAACCUCACAAGGGUCUAGUAUUGGUUUACGUUUCAUCGUAUAUCAAAUUCUAAUGUAUAAUUCGAUUUUUAUUUGCCUGUUUGUAUGCAGGACAAAUCGUUUUACAAUCGGAAAUCGAGUAAAAUUCAAGUUUUGAUUUCCAGUGGUGGCGGAGUAAAAAAUAAUCAAUAUACUCUUGAAAACAGCAAAUAUUUGAAUCUCUUGAUUUUAUUGAAGAGGGAAAAUUUUAGUUGUAUAAAUGAGCGCUAGUUUUACACGUCCUUCCAAAGGCAAAUUGUAUAACUUUUAUAUUAAAAUUAUUACUAUUGCAAUACGCGUAGUCUAAUUAUAGAGCAGCAGCGUUAUGGUAAUGGUGAGAGGAAAUUAUUAAGCCAAGAACGAAAUCCAUUACCACAGCUGGAAAGAGCAUCUUAAAGUGAGUAAAAUUGCAGAGUUUGGUUGAGAAUUGUUGUAAAAUGAGGAAAAAUAUAGCCCUGUGAAGUUCGCAAGUUUUGUAGUAUAUAUUUGCAUUACGCGCGGGAAAAAUAACCAUUUUUGAGCUGAAAGUGAUUAUUUUUACCGCGCGUAAUACAAAUAUAUACAAAAUUUGAGAAUUUCACAGGUCUAUAUUUUCUUCAUUUUACAACGUUUAGCGACCAGUCUUUGCCACUUUACUCAUUCUAAGACGCUCAUUCUAUAGACUCUAUAGCUGUGGUGUUGGAUAUCGUUCUUCUUGCCUUGACCAAAAUUUAGUCUAUAGGCUGAUUUCCACUGUUGCGUUUUUCGUACGCACGUAUACGCACGUAAAACUUUGAAUCCUUCUAUUUUUUAAAUAUUUUACAAAUAAGUUAACAAAUGCAUACUAAAACUUGCGGAACAAUAAAUUAUGUCGCUUUAUUUAUCGGGUUAUUUCAUAAGUAACAUUUAAACGAAUUUAAAUUUUACGUGCGUAUACGUACGUAUGAAACACGCAACAGUGGAGAAUCAUCCAUUACAAUCAAACGGCAAACUCCUAUAAUAAGAAUUCAAAUCUUGAAUUUGCCUUCUUCAAAUUAAUGUUCCUCAAAAGUAUACGUAACAAAAAUGGAAAAUUCGACCAUACAAUAAGCCAUUAUGUGUGCAAGAAUAAAGUAUACUUGGCUGUAUUUUUGUUACAUGACUCAAAUGAGAGAUAAAGUAUUACACUUUUUUCCACCUUUGAUAAUGUGAUAUUAAUAUAUUACUGUACACUGUGUUGUACAUUGCCAUUAUGAUCUUGACUUUAAUAGCAUGCAAAGUAAUAAUUACAGCAGAGUAAGAGUUAAUAAGGUGAUAUCAUGCACGAUGUUAUACUAAACUAUACGGCCAUAUAGUAAAAUGCAAUGUUCAUAUUUUAAGUUUUUAACAUAUAUAUUGUUAAAAACUUGUUGUACAGAAUAUAAUGCCCAAUAUAUAUACAAAAUACGUUGUUCCUUAAUGAUUUUCUGGAUUUUGAAUUCUGAUGUGAGAUCAGAAACAAACAAUGCAUAAUAUGUUAAUUAGCGAAUAUUUCAGACUAAUAAUCAUCUUUUACUAUCAAGAUAACUAAGAUGCUUAUUCCGGUCUAACUUUAAAAAUCCGCAUGCAGUAAAGAUAUCGCAUUUCCUCUUAUCCUUUUCCUCAAAACUCGUUGGAGCUAGCUAUUAAAAUGUACAUAUUACAGGAGGAAGUUUUUGUCGAGGAAGUUUUGCCGCAUUGCACCAUGCAGGAAGAAUUGAUUGUGUAACAUGGCUUUAAUUAAAGGCCACUGUGUUGCUGUCAUUGAAACAACACUUUGUAGGCUAUACUUAAUUCAAAACUGAAUACACUCAUGCAAUUUCUAAAGAGGUUCUCGUUAACAUUAAUUUAAAUUUAAAACAUUUUAAAUUUAAUUUAAAACAUUUUAUUGUAAAGUGUAUGAUAAAAUUUUCUGCUGACCUUUCGACGUUAACAGAACGUCAAAGUGACAACUCAAAAAUUAUAAAAAAAUUUCAAAUUUGAAUGCUAAGGUAAAGCAAUUAAAGUAAUGAAUAAUUAAUGAAGUAUAAUAGAAUCUUUAGUGUUUUAAAAAUCUGAAUAGUUUUAGAAAUCUUUGACUUUGAUGACGUUAAAAAAAUUUAUCAUGUACAUAUUAGUAAAGCAAAUAUACUAUCGAAGAAUUUUAUUAUAAAAUGUCUAAAGAAACUGCAUCAUCGCAGACUUCAUCUGUAUGUAUAGUUAUGCAACUUUAAAACCAAUGACAGACUUGCACAACAUGGUAAAAAAGAGAAAUUUCAUGUGCGAUAAACAUGAGAUAAAUCUAAAGGCAAUUUUAAGUCAAUAACGCACUAUACAAUACUGACUAUGUAAUAUGUGUAGACUCUCAGUAUUUAAAGAUUAGAAGUAUACCAGACUUCCCCCACUUAAUUUUGAAUUUUAUUGCUUUUAAACAUUUCCUAUCGAAUUUACUUAAAUAUUGUCAUGGAAACCAGACUAUUUUGCCGUAUUUACAGCUCAAAAGAUGUGCGGAAUUUUUCUUCAGACGCUUCUGGCGUCACUACCCAUGCAAAGGGCACUUGACAGCAUUGCAUUUACCCGUUCAUCGCCAUAAUAAAUGUCAAGCCGUCUAGCUAUAAUAUAUUUCUCAGCUCUGUAGGUCAAUAUCACACGGAUUAUAUCACAUCUGUAAUAUGACAACUAUUACGUCAAAGUCAUUUAAUGUACGAGAUUCCAUUAUUUUAGCAUUAUAAAGUUUUAUACUCAUUAACAUAAAAUACGUAGACUACUUAAUUUAAAGAUAUCGCGGUAAAAGAAUUGAUAUGCACGUAUGAGAUAUCUCUUUUGUAAUCAGUCAAAUACUAUAUCAAUAGCUUGCUGUACAAAUUGGGCGCCUCAUUAUUUGGUCAUGAUAUGAACCUGACGCUGUUCUAAGUGUGGGCAAUUUAUAAACCACGCGAAAAUAAAAAAAGCCAUUCAAUCAUGUUCAACUGAAUUAGUAUUUCACUUGAAGUCACUGACAACUGUCAUUAAAUCAUUUUCAAUCGAAUCAUUUUUCGAAUAUAUCAUUUGGAACACAGGCUAUAGUGUAAAGCAAAAUAAAGAUAGGUAUAUGUAAUACAGUAGAAUGUAUGUUCUAAUUUAAAGUGAAUCAAUCAAUCUUUGAGCAACUUUUUGCGUAUUUGAACAGUGGAAUACUUUGAUUCGUUUGAUACGCAUAUUCUAAUUCUUUCUGUCUUUAAAGUUCAACUGCAGUAUAUCGCGACGUAGAACACGUCAUUAGGUAGACUUUCUCAAAGUCCGUAUCAUUUUCCCGCCUACCUUGGCGCAAGUCUUUAGUCGGGCAUGCAUUUGGCUGCGCAUGGUAAACUCUGAAUUGGCUUGCGUGGGGUGCGCAAAAUUGAAUUGGUUUGCGUGGGGUGCGCAAAAUUGAAUUGGCUUGCGUGCGUUUCGAACCUGAGUGAGUGAAAGUUUACGUCCAUGGUUGUAUAACUUAUGAUUUCAUCUUGGUGACACUUAUCUAAUAAAUCAUCGCACUGGACAUCUACGAAGAACAGUUUAGAACUGAUAAAGCUACCCAAUACAUACAAGGGUGUGUAAAAGAAACAAGACCUUUAGGAAUCAAGCCGCUAUUGUUGUCAAGCACAAGAUUUUAAGCAGAAAAUAGUUUCUAAUCGUAUGAAGGAGCAUAUAAUUGCGAGCAAAUUGUCAUAUUUAUACUAAUCAGUCAUAUCAUAAGUUCGAAUAAAAAGUGUUCAACUGACCAAAGAGUAAAGCGUUUUUACUGUUACGCGCUGCUUUAAAUUAAUCAUCUCAUAAAUCAUAAUUCAUAUGUUGGACGAAACCAAAUUAAAGUUGCACAAAAUUCACUUCUAUUCUGUUUUACAGCAUAGUGCUCUACGAUAGUGCUACCCAUUCAAAUCAUAGAUAUGUUAUAUACACUAGAUAGCGCAUCUCUUUUAAUAAAAUUGAAGCCAAGAAUAUUCCAGUGGUUACCCCCAUUUGAAUAGAUGGCGGCCAUGUUCGUAGUUCCCACUCGCUAAUAAACGCUUAAAAAACAACAAUAACUUUCAUCAUUUGAAUAGUUUAAAAAUGUAUUUGGAAUAGGUUUAACUUAAUGUUUAAGUUCCCUGUUUAAGAAAUAGAAAACAUACGAGUCUUCUCAUUUCAUGGGAAUAUCCUGCAUGCCAUAAGACUGCAAUCACGGCUUCAAUUUUUGAAUUGCAGAAUAAUUAGAUGCACUAUCUAGUGUAUAUAAGAUAACUAUAUGAUUAAUAGCUUGAUUUCCAAAGGUCUCGUUUUUUUGUACACCCUGCAGUAUAUUACGUUUUUUAAACGGCCGCGCACGCAGUCAAUACAACCUAUAAGUUCGCCCAAGGUUAUAUUUGUAUGCUUACAAGGUCUUGGAAUGCAAAUUGAUGCAAGGUUAUUUCAUUGAAAUUACAAAUGUGAGACUUUCUUUCCGGAGGAAAGCUUGAAUCAACAACAUGCCCGGCAGGGCUCUGUUUUAUUGAACAAAUGCCCAACUGCGCAGACUUUCUAUCUAAUUAUUAGAGCAUUAGUAGUUAGUGGCAUUAUAGCGUGGGUAUUUUCCUUGACAUCAUUGUGUAUGAUAAUUAUAUACAAACACGAGCCGAAAUCACGACAAGUCAGUAGGAUAAGGAGCUUAAAAAAAACUGAGUAAAUAUUUAAGAAUUCUGUUGGUAACGUAAAAAAUGCCCGAACUUUUCAACGGUCAUAUAAAUAUAGACUAGUCACGAAAAUAUAGACUAUGAUAUAUAUAUAUAUAUAUAUAUAUAUAUAUAUAUAUAUAUAUAUAUAUAUAUAUAUAUAUAUAUAUAUAUAUAUAUAUAUAUAUAUAUAUAUCAACAUAAAAAUAUCUGUAGUCAAAACUUUUUACAGUAAGAACUAUUAUCAAAAUAAUAGCAGUCGGUGGAGACGCGUGACUUGCAAAGUGGUUGAUUUUGAAGAAACAUAAACUUCCGCAUCCUUUUAUCGCAAUGAAAAUCUAUCAAUUUGUCUCUUUCAAUAUUGCACAAUUGUGGAUUUCAGAAAUUUUCUUUAAUUAAAUCAAAAAAGUUCUAGAAACUUUGCAGACGCGUGGCUUGCAAAGUGGUUGAUUUUGAAGAAACAUAAAUUUCCGCAUCCUUUUAUCGCAAUGGAAAUCUAUCAAUCUGUCUCUCUCGAUAUUGCGCAAUGGUGGAUUUCAGAAAUUUUCAUUAAUAAAACUUUCUAGAAAAAAGUGCGGGCUAAUGAACUGACAGGUUCGUCCGCCAACGGUACUUUCAGUAGGCUACUUAAUUACAGAAUCUCGCUAUCAAUCGUUCAAGAUAUUUGCACUGAUGCCAAUUUCACGAACUUUCUAUAGUACGUUUGCGGAUAGUUGAAAUGCAUGACAGUAUCUUCCGCAAAGCUUAAUAAGUUCCUUAUAAGUACAUGAUUGAUUUUGGUAAAACAUGAGUGCGUGGUGUCAUCAGUGGAAUUAUAGUAAAAGUGCUCCAAGAAUUGUCAUCCCUUUUUAGUAUCGGUCCUUUCUUUCUCCAGGGGUAAUUGAAACUAACUUAUUUAUUUAUGGUGGAUAUCACUGAAUUCUGCUUAAAAUGCUCCCCUGAACAGCCAUUUUUUUCGACAAUCUCAGGGUGUGUUAAAAACUUCUAUAAAGCGCAGGAAUGUAAACAAUGGCAAAAUAAAUUCUCGUUCCAAUUUCGUGAAAUCGAAAUUUUCCUGACUUGCGGAAUCCAUGUGGAUUUUAGAAGAAACAUUCUGAAUUUUCAGUUUGCGUGUCGGUUCUUGCAAAUCGCUAUUAAGUCCGAAGUCGAAGAUAUUAAGUGUUUCCCGUGCAUUGUCUUUCUGUCACGCAAAUGCCCGAGGGGCUGAAUUUCGUGUUAGAGACGCAAUUUAUUCAAAGUUUGCAAGAUGACUGCCUUAAUUUCGAAUCUGUGCGCAAACACUACACGCUAUAUGCGACAAAUUUGCAUAAAUUCCGCAUCGAAAAUAUCAGCUUAACGUGAUUAUAAUACGUGCGCGCAUGCGUCAAAUACCUGAACUUGACAUUUAGAGUUAUGUUUCAUCAGACAGACGACCUGUUCCAACGUAACAAAGCUAAACCGAUUUAAUACUUCAAUUACUUUGUUAAGUGCGCAUUUCAGCAAUUGUGUAAAUGACACCCACUUAUACAUUGUAAGGCUUCGGUAUUUACCAUACAAGUGUUUAUAUUGAUCCAAUUUCACUAUUCAAAGAAGUAAAAUACAGUAAACAACCAAAUCGCAUACUUUUAAUCGAGACAGGAAUAAUCUUUGAUAAUAUAUCAAAUUAUUGCCAAUUUAAUAUUUGGCAUUAUUGUACAUUUGAAAUACAGUUAUUCCAAUUUAUUUCGAUUCCAUUUUUGAAGAUCAGAGCAGUGAUGCUAAUUUUCCUUAUAUUCAGGAUGGUACGCCGACUAGUGAGCCCUGUCGUGUGUGUACUUUCAUGUCUUGUCUUAAUAACAAACUUUACCAAUAUUUGAAAUUUUUCUGGUGGGUCAUGUCCAAAUGCUUCCAUCGAAGAGCUCCCCUCCCAACCGCCCUUGUUAAAAUUUUAUACAGUUACUGCACGAGAGGUCCAACAACGUCUGUGUGUAAUCCAUGUAAAUCAGUGUGUAUGAUAAUCUUUUAAGGCAUAAUAAAAAUUUGAGAAAAUGUUAUGGAAUCGGUGCUCUAUUGAGUAAUAAUACAUGAUCUGCAUCUUGUAAUUUUAUCCUGAAGUAGAAUAUAGUUUAUGAUGACUGCCCUGAUAUGAGUAUUUCUUGUGACAGGAAAAGACUACAUAAAUGUACAUACUAGGAGUGGAUAGAGCAACGUUUUUGAAUUCAGGGAAUUAAUUUUGAAGCCAGGAUAUUUAUGAUGAGAAACGAUUUUUGAAUCUGUCACGUUCCUUACGAAUCAAAUCGUUACUUGUUAAAACUAGUUAUAGUAUCAAGCAAAUAUAUUCUUCUACGUAACUUGAAAGAUAUAGCUUGAGGCGGCCAUUUGGGUGUGACCUCAUUAAUUAUUCACUGGCAAAGCGGCCACUGAUAACCAAAUCUCUCUCCAGGCGAUAUUUUCUAUUCUCAUCACUCGCUAGUCACCAGAAACCCUCUUUUGGCAUGCGCAUGUUGUUUGUUCACUUUUUGUAAUGACUAUUGUCCACAUAAUGUUUAUUGUGUGCGUAACUGCAAUACUACUUUGUAAACUGGUCGAUAUAUCAAGGUUUCAUACAGUGAUUGUGAUAGGCUGUGUAAUAUGCUGACAUAGAUGAGAUUGGAAAUGAGCACCACUUUUUAAUGUAAUGCAGAAAUUCUAUAAAAUUUACCAAUCUGAGAAAUUUCAUAAAUAAUUUAUGUAAAAUAAAUCGUUCUUUCUGUUUGUGAACUCAACAAGAUCUUUUUAGAUAUAUCAUGGCUAUUCAAGACAAGACAAUUUAUGAACUUUGUUUGCCAAAUACUGUUAUGACACUUUACUAGCGGUUUUUGAAAGUGUAAAUUAGGGCCUCUUUUAAUACCAUAGACUGGGGGGACUCCCCAGCCCCUGUUUUGGCCCCUUAUGUUGUCCCCCUCCCAGUCAAGCUCCCUUCUGUCUACAAUAUAAGCAAAGAAGGGAAGAAUAACUAAGUUAAGAAGAGUAUUUUAGUAUUUCCAUGACCAAAUCUUCGCCUGGCGGAUGAAAUACGGUAUAUAAAAAAAAUUGUGUCUAAAAAUGCCGAAAAUCAAGCCCCAGACACUUAAAAAUAUAAAAUUUUCUGGGCGAGACAAGUUGCCACUUUUCCCGUCCACCACCUCCCAAUUGGGUCUCCUUUCCCUUUCUCUUGAUGGCCCCUCCACUGACAAAUUCCUAAAAGAGGCCUUGGUUUAAAUUAGGUUUAUUAGAGAAGUUGUUAUAUUUUAAAAAUUUCAUAAAACUAGAUAUGUAGUUAAUAAAUACAAUAAAUACAAAUACCAACAUGGCAGCCAUUGCCUUCAUUUAUACAUGUUUUGAGAUCAGCGGUGUAAUAUCAUUAAGAUCUUUACAUGUAAAAUCCGAUUAAACCGAAAAUAACCAACAUUACAAUAAUAACCAGUCGAUUGUUAAUAGUUCCACGGAGUAGAAAAUUAUUUAUAGAUAAAUCAUGGAACUACGCCGUCAAAACAGGUAAGAACGGAAUUAGGAAUUGAUUAUGAUCCAAAUUUUUAAUAACAUAGAGAGCGUAUAGGUCGUCGGCAAGAACACAGUGUAAUAAUGCUGUAAACAACUAGUCUAAUAAUAACAACCUCCGCGGUCUUAAUUCAGGUCUUAAUUGGAUUUUGCUUCUGGCCUUGUUGAUCUGAUGGACAUGAAAAACAGAGAUAUAGAAGAACCGGUUUUAAAAUCAGUUAAAUUAAAAUGAGAGAAGAGACAUUCAAAGGAGCAGUGUCACCAACCUGCCAAGAGAAAAGACCCUGCGUACGAGGUUGCAGCGUCACCGCGUGCGCAUCUCUUCUGCGCAUACAUAAACUUGAAAGAACAGGCUGUUUUUUCAAGUUUAACAAAUCCAAGAUGGCGGGCGCUCGUGUGGAUGAAAUUAAACAUAAAUGAAAUAUACGAAGUGAGAACUAACAGACUGCAUUGGAAUUAUCAAUUCAAGAUGUAAAAACCUCGAUCCAUGGGACUUGGGUGGCAUAGUCAUGAGUUCCUCCUGGGUUCGGUUUUCGCUGUGGACUCAUGUGAAAAGAGUCGGUGAACGCUCUGCCGAAAGUCGUGGGUUUUCUCCGGUUUCCUCCCACAGGGAAAGUUGACAGGGUGGGUUAGGAUAAACACAGGCGAAAGUCGUGGGGUUUCUCUGGGUGCUCCGGUUUCCUCCCACAGGGAAAGUUGACAGUGUGGGUUAGGAUAAACACAGUUAAUUAAGAAAGUAGUAUCGCAAUUGUUGUAAAGAUAAAAUAGUCUAGGCAAAUAUCUAAUUAGAUAAGCGUAACCAUAGAUUAUAGAUUGUACCAGAUGUCUCACUCAGCAAAAAUUGUGUCCGUGAUUUUUUAUGAGCACACGUUGGCCGCCAUUUUGGCAGUAAGUGUAAUCCACGCCAUGAAACGUGAGCAAUCACACAUUUUGGCAGUAAGCGCCAUUUUGGCAGUAAGUGUCGCACGCGUCAUCUGGCGUGGACACGAAAAUCAUAGGGAUAGAUACACAGUGAGACAUCUGGUAUGAUCUAUAGUCUAUGGCGUAACACUUGAUGUGAAGCGCAUUUGAUCAUAUCCGAAUGCAAAUUUGCGCUAUAGAAAUGGUAAUCGUAAUCGUGGCCAAUAGACCUUAUGCAUAAUGACGUCACAAGGCUUGAUGCCCGCGUGGAAUGCUGGUCUUGGUAGUCAUCGCCCGGGAAAAUUCAAAAUUCAAAAUGGCCACUAUCGAAAUUUUCCCGGACGAUGACUACUAAGACCAGCAUUCCUCGCGGGCAUCAAGUCUUGUGACGUCAUUAUGCAUAAACUCUACGUGUAUUUGGUUUGUAAAACGUUAUGCCAUAUUUGAGGGCUUAAACUAAAAGUGCCGCUUACCGCAAAGAUGUAUUUUGUAUGGGUAGCAUUUGCGUCGUACAAGGAAGAAAUGUAAUAGAUCUUCAAGUUUAUAGUAAAAAAAGCUCAUUUGAAAGUGAAAAAGUUGCCGGAUAUAAUGUCAUUACUCAUCAAGUGAAUUCCAACACCAAAAAAAAAACUAAUGAAAACUAAUUGACAACUCAUCUAUUGGCAACAUAUCAGGCAAAUUGACCGUGAAAAGUUGAUCAAGAUGAGGUAUUCUCAAAAGAUAUAUUCUUUCCAGAAUGACUCACUAUAGGCGCACACUAUACUCAGCGCCUACUUUCGGAAGUUUCUUAGAAAAAACAGUCAAAACACGCUUGUGAAAAUGACAGUAAUGAAAAUGGCGCUCUGGAAAUGACCCUCACAACAGGCUACCAAUAUUGUUUUGAUUUUUAGUAAUAGCCAAUUAAAGGUCUCCAGUUGUUUAAAGACUCGACCAGACAUUGAAAGCGAAAACAAGUUCAGAAUAGUAAAUAUAGUUACAAACACAUGCGCGCCACGUGUGGCAUGGUUUUACUAAGUUGUGUUUUGAUUAUGUGCCUCCUUUGGUUGGUGAGAGCCAGAGGGUGAUAUGGAACUCCUCUACAUAACUACAUGUCAAAGAUUGUCUGUCCGGAAAUAGGAAGAAAUAUGCUCCGUUUUCGGUUUUCAAAAUAUGUUAAUGUGUGUUUCGAACAGUUUUGCCUUCCCACUGUUGGCAGGAAUUAUGGGAAAUAUACAAGGAAACAACAUCUUCACAAUAUCUUCUUCCUCUUGUUGACAACAUCUUCACAACAUUUUCUUCCUCUUGUUGGUAAUGUUUCACCAGACAGGAAUUAUGGGAAAUAUACAAGGAAACAACACCUUCACAACAUCUUCUUCCUCUUGUUGACAACAUCUUCACAACAUCUUCCUCUUGUUGGUAAUGUUUCACCAGACUCACUGCGUACAUAGGUUGUGCCUAGUGCCUGCAAGCACACAAGCAAUGCCGAACAUGCUGAACUUAGGAUAAAAAUAUUCAACGCGUUCCCGAGAGCCUCGAGGAAAGUAGAAAAACGAAAGAGAUAAGACAUAAGUGUGUUAACACGAGGCAAUGUUUUCUCCAAGAUGCAACGCAACAAAAACGUCCUCCGACCUAUAAUAUGUACAUUUAGCUAGUUCAAAUGGGUUUCGACGAAAGGAUAAGAGGAAAUGCGAUAUCCCUUUAGGCUUACUGCAUGCCGAUUUUGAAGGUUAGACCGGAAUAAGAUGAAAGGUUAUUAUUAUAGUCUGAAAUAUUUCUAUGAACUGGCAUAAGUGUCAUUGUCAACCACAAAUAUGAUUGAUUGAUUGUUGGUAUGGAUAGCAUUUGGGCCGUACCGGAAGAAGAAAUGUAAUAGAUCUUUACGUUUAUGGUAAAGGUCACCCGAUAUAAUGUAAUUAGAUGAAUUCCAGCACCAAAGAAAAGUAAUGAAAACUAAUACAACUCAUCUAAUGCCAGUAAUGGCAACAUAUCAGCGGCAAAUUGACCGUGAAAAGUUAAUCAAGAUGAGGUAUUCUCAACAGAUAUUAUUACCCUUCUUUUCAGAAUGAUCCACUAGUAUAGGCCCACACUACACUCGACGCCUACUAUUGGACGUUUCUUAGAAAAAACACGUUCAUGAAAAUGACAGUAUGGGCGGUCUGGAAGUGACCCUCUCAACAGGCUACCGAUAUUGUUUUGAUUUUUUGUAAGAGUCAAUUAAAAGUCUCCAGCAAUCAAAGACUCAACAAGACAUUGAGUUAUAAACUAAAAAUAAAUUCAAUAGCUAUAAACAUAGUCACAGGCCACGUGCAAGGCAUGUCAUUUUAAGUUGUGUGUUGAUUUUUCUGACAGCCGGGGGCGGGGAGGGGGGAUAAUUAUUUUUUUAUUACGUUUGUAAAAGACGGAGUGUAUCAAGUCUAUAAAAGUUUUGUUUUCCCUAAAGGAAUCGGAAAAAAGUAUUCCACUUUAACUAGAAAUACAUCCACGCAGCACCCCCUCGAAUCUUCAAACCAAACGUAUAGUUCCAAAUCAUUAUUUCAACAGCAAUUUCACGUUUCACAUUAACCAUUCGACGACAAUUAAAAAAACAAGUUUUUAUAAACUCUAAAUUGUAUUUUUUAUCUGGAUGAUUAUUGGCCUUUCUUAAGUCUUAACCCGUUGGCUUGUUUUUACGUUUAUAAUAUCGAAACUAAUUUCAACAUUCAAAGACUUUUUCAAAACCAACCAGUAUAUCUAGUAAACGUCAAGAAAAUGUAUGUUUGCAGUAAAAUUGCUACAUCUAACAUUUUUACGUUCUUUUUCUGCCGGCGGCCUCAAAUAAAUUCACGGCUAAACAUGUAAUGAUGUAAAUCACCUCUGCCGCUCUGGGUAAUUCACGCCUCACGAAAAUAUUAUCCCACUCCCUUAGUCUCCUUAAUACUUUAUUAUUGUCAAGCGAAGAGGAAAACACAAAAUAUUAAUAACCAUACCUUUUUCAAUGUCUUUAAUUGGACAUCUUAAACAUGGAUUCAAUCCGAACGAAACCAAUUUUGGACUUUCCUUUAUCGGCGAAAUGUAUGAACUCGUCGAAAAGAACAAUUUUACAGUAGAAGUACAAAACGUUCGACGAAUAGUCGUCUUUGCUAGACUUUGUAGCUACCGUAUAAAACAGUUUACAAAGACAAAAACUCAUAGUUGCUUUUCUUCACGUUUUGUCAUUUUUAUUGCCGUUUAUUUCAGCUACUAAACUACAGACAAUAUGAUUAUAUGGUAUGAAGUUUUAAACUUUGAACUCUGAAAAGUUGACACGUGGCAUGCGAAUGUUCAAACAUCGCAAAUUUUCGGAAUUAUAAAUAUUAAUCACACGCAAAAGUCUCACAUCUUGUAGCAAAUCUGUCAACAACUUGUCUUCGCACUGCUUGUCCUAAGUUGUCAACAAGUUUGUAACAAACUGUUAACAACUUUUAACAACCUUCUUGAUAUUAUCAGACUUGUUGCAAGAUUAUUCCAUUCAGUUCCAAUCAGUUCCAAUUCCGAUACAGUCAUGACAUAACAAUAUUGUUACAACCUUGUGUCAUCAAACUUGCAACAUUCUUGUCAUAUCAUGACUGUAUCAACUGUAUCAGACUUGUUAGAACAAUUUUGCUACAAGUCUGAUAAUGCCAUCAAGCUUGCCACAAGUUGUUAGCAGCUUGUUCCAAACUUGUUACAACAACUGGGAACAAGCAGUGCGAACACAACUUGUUGAUAGCUUGUGAACAGAUUUGUAACAACUUGUUUGUAGACCUGUAACAAAUUAUCCGUUUUUACGUGUGUAAGAACGCGCUACUACACACGUAAAAACGCACAAGUUGUUACAGGUCUGCAAACAAGCUGUUGCAAAUCUGUUCACAAGCUGUCAGCAAGUUGUCUUCUCACUCCCUGGUCCCAGUUGUUGUAACAAGUUUGAAACAAGCUGUUAACAAGUGUAACAAGCUUAAUGGCAUUAUCAGACUGGUUAUGAGGUUGUUCUACCAAGUUUGAUACAGUCAUGCAUGAUGUAACAAGAAUGUUACCAGGUUGACGACAAAAGGUUGUAACAAUAUUGUUAUAUCAUGACUGCAUCGGACUUGUUGUAACAACCUUGAAACAAGUCUGAUAAUAUCAACAAGGUUGUUACAAGUUGUAAACAGCUUGUUCCAAACUUGUUGACAACUUGGUACAACCUGUCAAUCUGACAUCAACUUGUUAUAACAACCUUGUGAUUUUAAUUUCAGCCAUGGGAUGACAUUUCAGAUGACGCAAAAGAUUUCAUUAGCUCACUUCUUGUUUUCGAGCCCUCGCAACGCUUGACAGCGGACGCCGCGUUGGGUCACAAAUGGAUAAAGAACAAACAACACAAUAAACUAAACCUACAAACGUCUAUAAGCUCUAACUGGGGUGAUUCGUGUGUGUCUUUGAAAAACGAGAAAGCCAAACGGCACGCCAGGACGAAAGAUUCUACAAAUCCAUCUGAGAAUUCACCCAAAAAGUCUACAUACGGGGCUAUUUACAAAUCACAUGACGAUAAGUUACACAGUAUAAGCGCAAAAGACUCUGGCGGAAAAGAGCAUAAACCAUUAACAUGUCGAAACAGCACAAGUGUGAAAAGAAAGCCGUCAAGGCAAUACCGGUCGAAAGUAAACCCUGUAAUGGUAGAAAAAACAGGAAAACUAAAGGCUCAGGAUUUGAAUGGUAAUGCAACGACAGACAAUACUGUCAAGUGAAAAGAAUUGAAAACUUGUAUGAAUCGAGGCUGUACAAAGGCGAACUUGCUAUCUUCAUUGAAAACGUCAGUCGUUCGGCAUAUGAGAAAAGUGAAGCCAAGAUGUUAGCCAUUGACGUCCAAUAGUUCUGAAGGUCGUAAACAGCCUUCUUCUCUGCGAUCAUUGAACAUAUCAUACCAGCUUGUGACGUCAUAGAUUUAUUUCAUUUGAAAAUCAAACAAACUAAAACAACUCAAGAAUGACAAGAGGUUCUUUCUCUCCAAAUAGAAUUUAAUUUUAUUGCUGUUACUCCUUGAAUGAAUAAAGACAGUUUUCGGACUGACAAAAACGCUCGGCAGACCAAAUUGAAAAUUUUGAUGUUUCCUCGACAAAUACCCGUUUUGUUGCUGCGCAAAAUUUUAUUACUGCGCAAAUCCAUAUAAUGGAACCAUUUGGCACCAUUUGAUGUUGAACAUCAUGUGUGUAGCACCAUAUAAAAUCCUAAUUGAAAACUAUACAAUAGAUACAAGUGUACGUGUUUUAAAUAGCUUUAAACACCACUCAACAGAUGCCGUUCAGUAGUAUUCUUUAUAUAAAGAAUACUAAUUAGGAUGGACUUUAUAUAAAGAAUUACUAAUGAAUAUGAGUUUUAUCAGGUAUAAAGCCUCUUCACGUGACAUAUUAUGGUUGACAUGAUUUGUUAAUGAGUUAAGUGUUUGAAUAUCGAUUACAAAAGUCUUAUAUUUUUAUACAACGAAAAAAAACAAAAUGUUAAUAUUUAAAAGUAGGUUUCUUGCGAACACGUGAUUUGGUUCAUUGUAAAUAAGCAAUACGUAUGAUGGACGGUUUUUAAAAUGCCACUCACCUAAAUAUGAACAUGCAUGUUAUGAUAUUUGGUUCAUUCUGAGAAGACAUGUAAUAUUUAACAAAUAUAAAACAUUUUCCGUGUUGAUAUACAGUUAUAUCAACACGAGUGGAAAUUGGGAAAACGAGAAAUUGUGUGGAAACACGACGCCCGAAGGGUGGAGUGUUUUCACACAAUUUCGAGUUUUCCCAAUUUCCACGAGUGUUGAUAUAACUGUAUAUCAAUACGGAAAAAAGUUUUAUAUUUGUUUUAUAUUUUAGCAAAAAGAAAUAUAAAGAAAGAAAUUUUCCGACGUUUCCGUGUUGACAUUUUAGUUAUAUCAACACGGCUCUUAGCCAAUCAGCGUUCAGAAUUUACAAAUGCUAUAUUAUGAAUCUUUAUAGUGAAAUUCAUCCUGAUCAACCUUUUCACUGAUUCAACCUUGACAAUGAGAAAGUUGAUCGAGAUGAAGCUUUAAACAUUACUUUGUCUUAAUAAUGCUGAGAUCAUUAUUCUUAGAAUGACCCAAUAUUACACAUAAAAAUUAUUAUUGGAGGUCAGUGUACUUAAGUUUAAAACGUCUCACAAAUGUAAUAUAUAUGUUCAUAGUGUAUAUAGUUUACAGUGUAAACAUUUAUUCAUAUUCUUUUUUAGAAAUGUAAUAUUCAAAAAUAUUGUACAUAAUAAACUGCAAAUAGAAUGUAUUAUAGCAUUAUUUCACCACUAUCUUAAUUGAAUGAUUAAAAUUUAAUCUUCUCAGUUCUGACCUAGUUUUAUUUUUAUUUUGCAUUGCAAAACAGCCGCAAAACUAUCCUGCUAUUUCUAUUCCUUACGUCCGUCCGUCCGCGUUUAUCUUUUAUGCGGUAUC